AUGGCCAGUUCGACUAGCGACAUGCGGUUCCAAGUGAGCUACUACUCCCGCGACAGCCUUCAAAGUUUCAGGAGAUCGGAUGGUGAGGUGAGAGACCUCAAAGCCUCAAAUGUGUCACAGGAAGACAUCUCUAACGUCACUGUGCCACUCAGUCUUUCGAUAUCGAUAAUGACUACGUAUAUCCUCAUCGGGGCCAUUGUUUUCUGCAUUUGGGAAGAUGACAAUUACCUCAAGUGGUCGUACUUUUGCUUCGUUACCCUAUCAACGAUUGGCUUUGGUGAUAUUGUUCCAGGUAAGAUGUCUGUUCUGUGUCUAAACAUUUUUUGGCAGACUUAAAAGUAGCAAAAUAUCUUUUAGGCAGCAUUACUUCAAAUAGAUAGCUUUAACGUUUUCAUAUUAAGGUAGGACAACCAUUCACUUAGUUGCGCUAAAUAAACAAACGAAAUCGCACGAUGAAUUUCCUAUGCAGCCCAAUUCAUGAGCGGCCGCUUUCUGCUAACAGAUCCCUCAUUAAGAAGUCUUGCCGGCUAGGUCACCCAGGACAGGAAGCCUAAUUUCUAGUUUGUUUUUUGUAAUAAGCCAACCAUUCGCGACCCAACUUCGGGAAGUCUCGAGAUCAGAACCCAUAAAGCAUAAGUCGACAUUUAAAGGACAGAGUGUUGGGCCCACCAACAAGGCAAAUACAACAUGAAUGCUGACUUUUUGUGUCCAGAACUGAGAUAUGACUGCCUGACGAGGACAAAUAAGUCGAAAGUGGCCUUUUUAUUCACAUUGGCCGUUGCCCGCAUUUACUAUCAAAAAAAUGCAAACGUAGUCUGUGCAUAGUCGUAAUUCGCAGCACUCGAUUUUGCAGCCAAAAUCGACGUUCCCACUAGAAACGUAGUAGAGAACAAUCAUAUUUUUACUACUGAAUGUGUUUCUCCAGUUGACUGACAGCUUAAACUGGCAGCUAGAAUGGCUGUUUACUGAAAACAAAUUGACAUAAUCGCUCCAUUCUAGCGGAAAUUUCUACUAGCAAACUUAACUUGUCGUCGCUUUGAACUCUAGACCAAUCAAAUUGCUUCAGACGUAUGAAAUGUGUAUCAGGAGCGCUCCAAAACCUCUUCUAGGCUAGCAGAAAUAUAAGUCAGUGUAAGUGGGUGACAGGACCAUCUACGUGGGCGAGGAAAGCACUUUAAAUUGUUUCUUGGGAUUGUUAAGAAUAGUGAUGUUCGGGCGGCGUCAAGUUACUAGUUGUCAGUGUGGAUAGGAAGAAAUUCUAAUUUAAGGUUGUUGAUAAAUGACCUCACAGAGGUUUUUCGCAAUGCUUCGGAUUAAUGAACCCCACUGCAGAAGUCACCAUUUACUUAUGGACUUUAAGAGUAUAUUUGCUGGGUUUUGUAUCGCAGACUGGGCAUUUCGACAUUUCACCCAUUAAGCGCUAGAAAGGCAUAUAUCUGAAGGUAAUAGGUAAUUAAACCCUCGAUCGUGAAUAAUACUAUAUGUUCAGAAGAAAUUAUAUCAUGAUUUUGAAAAAGGAGUCCUUGAUAAGCAGCUAAACGAAAAGGACGCGCGUAUUUUUGCUCCAAAUCAGCACUGUAACUCUUCCUAAAUAUAAAUUUGUAUUUCAGUAUUGCCAUAUUGCAAACAAGGGACUCAUGAGCAACAUAUUAUAUUCAAUAGGCCAAAAUGAUUAGUUACCGCGGCCUAAUGUCAGUUCAGUCUGGCUGAAUUAAAAAUGAAGGCUAUUGAGUUGCAAACCCUUUAACCUGGCGUUGGGGGAAUGGUAAACUGGUGAAAAAUUUGUCCCUGUGAACUGUUAGAGGACGAAAAUAAUGGACGUCCUUUAUCAGCAAAAACCUACUGUCACGCUAGGAGACCUAACUGCCAGAGCAGUAAAUUUAUUUGCCUUAUAAUUAGGAUUUAUGACCCGACCCAUAAUUUACAAUCAGCAGAUGGAAGAGAGCAAUAGAAAAUAAUCACAAAACCUGCGAAUUUUCUUAGAUACACUAGCAUUUACCAGAAGCCAACAAGUUAAUACCUUCCACAAUAAACGCAGAUCCUCUUCGUUUAAACCAUAUACUAUGUUCACUUAAAUCCACAUGUUGGUGGUUUACUUAAUACUGCCCAAGCGUUCUUGUUUAGUAGUACCACACUCUCUCUGUGUCAAGGCCACCUUUGGUAUUACUGGUGGAUACUUGUUCAGUAAAAACGGAUGGGAAGAGUUGAAUUACGGGAAGUGUAUCUUUAAAUUUAUUUAAAAAUAAUGGGUCAUAGGCUAUGAUUCAGAGGCUUACAAUUUACACAGCUAUUCUUCAUAGAAUAUUUUGGCAUUGUCAGCUUUGAAGACGAUACCGGACCUUGUUGCGUUUGCUGAGAAUUGGAAUUAAUCCUCCUUAGUUCUGACGGUUGUUGGGCCACCCAAUUGGAGCUAUACUUCCGGUUUCUGGUGCCACCAUUACAUAAAGCAUCUAAAUUACGGGACGGCUGAGAAAGGCUUCCUAUCGAUAUUUUAAGCUCAAAAUGAGAACAGCAUGCAAUUGCCAAACACGCUAUGACAUGAUGCAUGCAGUGUAUGAAUGCAUUUAAACACGAUAUUGCAGUAGUAAUUAAUUUAAACCCAUUUUGUGAAGUAUUAUUACACUGUGAAAUUACAAACGUAGCUGCUAAUGCAUUAUGAGACUGAUGAAUUCAUAACCGAAAGUAAACUUGGCUAACAAGUGUUUUCGGUAAUUCUUCGUCAGACCAAUACAAUUACAUCAAGGAGUGAAAAUGUACAAAAUUAGCAGUGUUUAUAGGGGUCUCAAGGGCAAUUAAGUCAUUCACAUCCAUCCUCCCCAUGCCGCCCGCAUGAUGAGGUCGGCGGGUUUUGGUCCUUAGAGCUAGGGGAGGGGCUAAGCGAGUCUUUGAGUGAUGCUCUUGGAUUAAGUACACGGAGUACCCAUCAUUGUAGUCAGGGAUUUGGGGCGGCAUGUCGUCAUCACGUAAGGUUGGCGUUGGCCACGGCAGAGCGAGAGAGCUCUUGUGUCAGGGUUUUCUGACAGUAUAGCAUCGGAUCCGCUAGCCGUAUAGCCACUGCCUCGGCCGUUGCUAGUAUCCGUUGGCGUAGGCCUUUAGAGAAGCUUGUUGGUCUCCGAUAGACAACCUGAAAUGCCUUCUUGGCAUCGACUCAGUGAUCCGUAUCGAUUAAAUGUGCGAGAAUAGAACUCGAAACCGAUCGGGUCUCACCUUUGUCUAGCCAGGCGGGCAUAUGUUCACGCAGCCUCUUUACCAGACGUCUCGUUGUACGGCCGAUGUAUACGGCUCCACAGGAGCAAGUGAAUGAGCAGAUGCACAUUGAUUUGGCCUCCAACGGUAGCCUGUCUUUACCUCCCAAACGUAGGAGGGGAGAGUUUGUGAAACAUACGCGUAAAUUUGCCGCGGGGAAUGCUCUCGUGACAGCUGUAGUUAAGCGCCGUCUAACUAGUUCGUUCGCUGCGUCCCCUGCAAAAGGCAGUCUUUGGGUAAAGAUAGACUACCGUUGGAGGCAAAAUCAAUGUGCAUCUGCUCAUUCACUUGCUCCUGUGGAGCCGUAUACAUCGGCCGUACAACGAGACGUCUGGUAAAGAGGCUGCGUGAACAUAUGCCCGCCUGGCUAGACAAAGGUGAGACCCGAUCGGUUUCGAGUUCUAUUCUCGCACAUUUAAUCGAUACGGAUCACUGAGUCGAUGCCAAGAAGGCAUUUCAGGUUGUCUAUCGGAGACCAACAAGCUUCUCUAAAGGCCUACGCCAACGGAUACUAGCAACGGCCGAGGCAGUGGCUAUACGGCUAGCGGAUCCGAUGCUAUACUGUCAGAAAACCCUGACACAAGAGCUCUCUCGCUCUGCCGUGGCCAACGCCAACCUUACGUGAUGACGACAUGCCGCCCCAAAUCCCUGACUACAAUGAUGGGUACUCCGUGUACUUAAUCCAAGAGCAUCACUCAAAGACUCGCUUAGCCCCUCCCCUAGCUCUAAGGACCAAAACCCGCCGACCUCAUCAUGCGGGCGGCAUGGGGAGGAUGGAUGUGAAUGACUUAAUUGCCCUUGAGACCCCUAUAAACACUGCUAAUUUUGUACAUUUUCACUCCUUGAUGUAAUUGUAUUGGUCUGACGAAGAAUUACCGAAAACACUUGUUAGCCAAUGUGACUCUUCAAAUGUGACAUUCGAAUAUUUGCGGAAUUCAUAAUUUUUAAAAGAAUAUGUGUUUGAAGUUGUUUCUCGUGUUUCUCAUUUAUAAUAGUCCUAAUCUUAAAUGUAUCAUAAACUAAACCAGAAUUCGCGUAGGAUAUGCUUGUAUUUUAGGAGCUUAGGAAGGUUUCUUAUUCCACUUGUCCCAAUUCACUUGACCCUUUUGUCGUCAUAUUUACAGUCUGGCAUUUCAAAAUGAAAUCAUUUGGUUAGUUGUGCUGUUAUACAUUUAUUUGACUUUAAACCAUGGCAUUUGGUCUAAUACAAACAAGUUUAUGAGGAAUCACUUCAACGGUCCUCUUAAACACAACCAAAGGUCUGAAUAGACUCCAGCCUGCAAAACAUUUUUCUGCAAUAUUUCAGUGGCCCAAUAUCACAUCUGAACUUAGUUGAACCCUUUAAAAUCUCAUUUUGAGUAAAACAAUGGACGUGCUUGACGCCAAACAUGCAGACGUACUAAAUCCUACCGCAACUUUUUGAGCUUUUGCACUUAUUUGUACUGCUUACAAAGCGCUCAAUUACCUUAUACCUGAUUAAUAUGCUUGUAUUUCCUAGUGUAGAUUUCAUUUAAACUUUUUCUGUGUAAUCGGUAACGCGGUCAUACAUUUAAAAGAUGCAUAAAUCUAAUGUACUCAAUCACAGUGGGACUAAUAACUGCGACCUAAAAUGCAAUGUAUAGACCUUGAAGAAUGAAACACGAUCGUCGGGACAAGAGCUUGAUUAGCCUGACGUUUCGGAUUCCUACUCGAAUCCAUCAUCAGAGAAAAAAAAGCAGGAACGGGUGGUUGUUGCACAAGGGGCUGCGCUAUUUAUAGGAUGCAGUAACCAUGCUUCCGCAUACCUAUGAAUAUUCACGGCUCCCCCUCCUUCAUCCGAGAUCGUCGCACUUGGUGUGAUCAUUGCUUGAUGGCCGACAUUCGAGUCGAUAAUUGCUGCAAUUUCAUCACUUGCGUUGGAUGUUGGCGUCAUGAUUGCUCGACCAUCUGACGCACCGACCCCGGUGUUGGGAAAAGUGGUUACCUCUGCGCUCCCUGCAUGGCUUGUUACUCCGCCUAGGCGAAGUUUUAGCACGCAGUAUGGAGUGGGAAGAUCGUUGCACUUGUUACUAGACUAAGGGUCAGUAAACCAUGAUUCCAGUAGCUCCAGGCUCACGCGGUUGUCACCUCUUGCAAGAAUUUUGGCCUCAUCGAAUUUAAAUGUGUGGCCGGAUCUCGUCGAAUGUGCCGCAACUUGAGAGUUGGCGUCAUUUCUGCGUACUGCUACCGCGUUUUCGGCUAUUCUCGUUCGGAGUUGUCUUUCGGUUUCUCAGCCGGAGCCCCUUGUGCGACAACCACCCGUUUCUGCUUUUUUCUCUGAUGAUGGAUUCGAGUAGUAAUCCGAAAGGUCAGGCUAAUAUACCUCUUGUCCCGGCGAUCGUGUCUCUUUUUUCAAGAUUACUUCCUGGGACUCGUCUCUUCGCUUCUAUUGGCAAUAUAUAGACCGUUUGGUGUUGAAAUUUUCGUGAUCCGUAUUUCAUUGUUUGGAAUUUAUGCAGUUCGAUAUUCCAAAUUAAUAUAUAUGCUCCUGCGCUGCCGUGACAGCUAGUCAUUCCUUUUGCGACUUUUGGUGGUUAGAUAAUAAUUUGUUAUUGCCUUUUUGGUUGUGAGAAUUAAACUUAGUGUGAUUGGUGAUCUUCGACAGACAAGUCGAACGUAGCUGCUCCUACUGCACCGACUAAAUAUGAAAAUAAAGGGAUAAAAGUUGUCAUGCACAUGUACCCUUGGCUUAACCUUCCUGGUAGCUCCACGGCAGAAGUCAAGUAACCCGUGUUCAAAAGGAAUUCGACUCGCUUUAAGGCAUAAAAGAUAUCAAUGAUUCAGAAUGUGUUUGAGGCCAGCAGGUUCAAGUAAAUUAGUUAUUACACCCUCACAGUACAUCUAAUCUUGUUUUCUGGCUCGUCAGAUUUUUUGAAUGUCAAACUCUCUCGCCAGCGGAAUCAACUCAACUUAUUUUUCUCACAUAACUGCUGGAACAAAACCCCCAGAUUUGAAGUUUCGUCAAUACUGGAGGUCAAAAAUUGACAAUAUGUAGGUGCAUUUAGGUAACGUAUUAUUUAGUAAACUAUAAAGUAGCACAAAUAUUUUAGAAUGAGAUAUUCCAACUCACACUAAGGGAGUAGUUUGACUUUUACUGUUUAAAUUGACAGUGCUCACUAGAAAAAGAUUAAGAUCUUUAGUUAAUUAAUUUAGCUAGAUAUAUGUCCUCUGGUGCUUUUCCGGUCACCAUAUGCAGUGCUCGGUUACAUGGGAAAAGACUUGGAAGAUUUAAAGUCCAAGGAGGUGAUGGGAGGCAAUUAGAAUAUCCUUAUGCAUAUUUUCCCCCUACUCGCAAACACUCACUAGAUGGGAUUGAAGCAUGCUGUUUAGCACUCAGUAAGGUUUCAAAAUGUCCCCUGAAAUCCGUCUGAUCGGAAGUCAGUAUAAUACUCAUCGGUUGAUUUUUCAUUUGUAAAAACGUGCGACGAAUUUACUGUUGCAUAUUUUGGUUGUUUUUAUUGUCUCAACUUGGAUUCCUAAUAAAAUCGGAUGCUUGUCACAGCCUAAAAUUCGACAGCUUGUAAUGUUUCGUUAAAAUUUGUAAACCCGUGUCAACAGAAACGCUUGCUGAGAGUUUUACAUGCGUAUUCUCAUAACUGACAUUAAAAGGGACUACCUUAAGAUGGCAAACGUCAUCUACUUAUACAGAUCAUUCUACUCUCUGGGAUUAUUAUUUUAUGCGGCUGUGUAACAGUUAUAAAAGAUAUUUCUUCUGUUUAGGAAAUCAGCUAGCCUUGUAGAAUUGUCCAUUUUAACGAAGAAAAAUCUUCUAUAAAAGUGUUCGGAAAACUAUUUGGGAAGCAUACGUUUACCCUCGGCAAAUUCUCGCCAGGCAAGUAUUGGCUUUUGGGUUUCCCGAACGCUAUAGGUUUAAUAUUUAUAUAUUCUUUGUCAAAACUUUUGACAUCGUAUAUCAAUUUGCUGUCCGAAUUUCUGGGGGGUGUUCAUACUGGCCACGUAUAAAAAGGAUUGAGUCUAAGCUUUUCAAUUUUUAUUUAAUGGAAAUUUUUAAAUCGGGGUGUUUUUGCUUCACAAAUAAAAACAGUGAUCUGAUUGGUAAAUGAAAAAAUAAGCUGAUUUCACCCAAAAAGUAAUGCUGACGCCUUAUCCAUUAACGGCAACCGUAUAAAUGCCCGUUCCAGCUGAUUUUGAAAUUUGUGUAAAAUGAAGUUUUUUUCUUGAGGAAGACUAAGUAUUACGUCACCUAUCAGACAUCCUUCUUUCGAUCUUCCAACACAGUUUGUUACGAGACCGACGUUUGCUUAAAACUUACCACGAAGGACUUUGGAGUGGGUAUUCAACAUGAUAUGUGGACUCACACUAAGAGUCGCAGACAUUAAAGGUGAGUAAGGAGAAGGCUAAAGGACCUAGGAUUACAGUUAGAACACGGAAAUAGAUACUCCUGGAAUUCAGCGCAAGGUCACCUGUGGUACUGUCAUAUUUUGUCAAAACGCGACCACUUUUUUCCAGAUGCACAAUGUCUACGGCGAGCUACUCUUAUAAAGAAUGGUUAUACAUGUUUUUGCUUUGGGUCCGAAAUGGACUUUUGAUACUUCUGUAGGCAUGCGUUUUGUUCUGCAGCCAAUGACCGACCUUGCGAAAUGUCAGCCGCAAUACCAUACUAACAGCACAGGCACUAGGCUACUACCUGGGCUGCCUGUAUGGUAUCCUUCUGAACCGAAAUAUACUAAAAGCUGCCUGACGGCAGUUAAUUACUUUAACUCAGUUAUCCGCUGUGCCUGAUGGAAUUCGGCCCAGAUAUUCAUACAUCAAAAUUUGGUCUGCGUCUAUGAACCUUAAAGUAUACUGAUUUACUCCAAGUUCGCAGUUAAUUUCUGAGGAAAUCAAAAAGCAGAAUUUGGAAGCAAGUGCUUUGUGAAGGCUAAAAUAUGCGGGAAAAUAAACAUUUCUCAUUGCGAAAUACCGUCACGCAUCUUGAAAAUGUGUGACAAUGCACGGAUCAAUUUAAUGAUAUCAGGGGGUUCUUGUCACUAGGACUCAAAAGAGCGCUUUUUGGGUAUGUCAGUUGAGCAGCAGGUGCGAUUUUGGAAGUUAAUCAAGCUGGUCCUAUUUGAGUAACUUUGCUCGGCUUUGCGAAUGUCCAACUUUACACAGUCCGUAAAGAGGAAUGCGUCAUUUUCAUGGAAAACUCAGGUAUGAUUUCUUAUUUCUGGAUGUCUUUUUUUCAGUUCGCCUCAAACGACUUAUUUUGCAUUUUAGGCACAAAAGUCGAUUCAACCAAUCCACAAGAGAAGUUGAUCAUCAUCACGCUAUAUGUGGCCAUUGGUCUCUCGGUCUUCGCAAUGUGUUUUAAACUAAUGCAAGAAGAGGUGGUCUCAAAAUGCAAAUGGCUGGGUCAUAAAAUUGGUCUGCUGAAGCACCGUGUCAAAAAGCAAAAGUUUAAUUUGCCCCAACCUCGUGAUAACAUGACUGCUACGCCAGUCUAG
Spirometra erinaceieuropaei is the source of this 8711-nucleotide messenger RNA. NCBI's taxonomy places the organism in Eukaryota, Metazoa, Platyhelminthes, Cestoda, Diphyllobothriidea, Diphyllobothriidae. The record is from the annotation of a GenBank genome assembly.